Molecule: messenger RNA, 1288 nt
Organism: Paramormyrops kingsleyae
Lineage: Eukaryota; Metazoa; Chordata; Actinopteri; Osteoglossiformes; Mormyridae
Product: receptor-transporting protein 4-like
Biological process (GO): protein targeting to membrane; protein insertion into membrane
Molecular function (GO): olfactory receptor binding
Source: RefSeq, a predicted model, not a curated record
ACGUGACAACAGCGUUACUGUAUUUUCCCAAACUUGGGCUAUACAUAAAACAUUGGUAACACUUUGACGGAGCACAAAUGAUGCAGCAUUAUGCUGUUACUUAUGUAUUAAUUAACCACAAACUAAUUCAGUGAUUUCAUACCGAUCCCUUGUUAAAACAUGCGUCACGAUUCCUUAAUGAUGAAUUAUCUCAAGCAGUUACUAUAUUUGUUACUAUAUAUCUGUUACUUCUGUACACAUUUGUGAACGACUGAAGGAACAAGUCAUGAGUAACAGAAGGCUGGGCGGCAUAAAACGGUUAAAAUGCGUCCGAGUCCAAUAUCGGAGAAGCCAGUCUGCCUGAAGUCAGUCAUCGUCAGGAAUAGACAACACUGGGCUCUCUAGACAGGAGGAGGUUGUGUAAAAUGGCUACAGACUGGACUCCCGCUCUCUGGUCGGAUACCUUCGCUCAGCUGGAGGAGGACGAGCUGGAACACGGCGACAGCUGGGCGUUUCAGUUCAACUACAGCCUGACGGAGACCCUGACUAACGAGGAGAGGAGAAGAGGCUGGAAGAUCUACAGUUCCAGUGCUCGCGGAAGUUUCAGUUGCAGCAGAUGUUCCAAACAAUGGACCUCCGCCAGAGCUGUAGUCCUCUUCCGCUACCGCCUGCAGAGCUCUUUGUGCCGGGGAACCGUCAUCAUGCGGCCCUUUGGCCAGGCCUGCCGCCGCUGCGACAGGGAUUUUGAACGGCCGGGGUUCUCCCCGAAGGUGGUAGAGGACGUCCUGCUCUGCCUCUUUGGCAAGAUCAGGAAGAACUGCUACGGAGAGGAAGAGGAGGGUGAUGAAGACCUUGGCUCCGACAGCUCUGAGAAGGGGUGGACCAAACCCCAUGAGAGUGCGCUAUGCGAGGCCUGCAGUCAAAACAUCUGCUGCCAGGAUGAGUAGUGCCUGCGGGGCCCAGGAAGGCAGGCAUUCCGCAGGCCUAACUCUCUGUAGAGGGGACAUGGGCUGGGGGAUUGUGUGCUGCUUUGGGAUCUGUCCUUUUUACCUGAUAAAUAACCAGCAGUAGGGGUUUUAAACCCUUGUGUCUGUAAGAGUAUUGCAAGCCAAUUACCCAUAAAUCACUGUAUAUAAGCAGACUGAUAUUUAUACUCUGUAAAAUGUUUUGAAUACAUUAAAAUCUUUCCGCUUUUGAAUUUAACUAUAUAUAGAUGCAUUUUUAAUGCAAUAAUAUUUUUUUAUUGUCUUGUGUAAUGUAAAAAUUUAAAUUCUCAUAUUAAAUGUUAAUAAAUUUGAAGAAAUCAUGA